CAGAUACAGAUGAGCUUCCUCCAUGAGAUUUCUCAAGAAAACCAAAAAUUUCUUUAAAUAAUAAUAAAUGAAAAAGAAGCCCGAUAGCCAUUUCACCUCAAAGGCGGUUCCUUUCUUCUCUUUCUCUUCACCUUCACUGUAAAAACGGGUGUUAUGAUUUAGUGAAGCAGACAAAGCUACAUAGCUCAAUACCCUUUUUUCCUUCACUGUAAACUGUGCAUUUAUCUUCUUUUGUAUUAAUGCUGUUCUUUCAGUUGUUCUUUUUUUUCACUUCUUGAUAAGACGGCAAGACCCCAUGAGAGAUGAGCAUGGGGUUUUUUUUGUUUGGUUGCUGGAACAGUAACUUAUCUGGAUAUUCCCGGAAAAUGAGGGAAAAAGGAAGAAAAUAGCGAGGAAAAAGUAGAAAACCCUUGAAAGUCCACAUUUCAAGGCCAUUUUGCUUCUUAUGUUUGCCUGUUACUGUACUUUUUCUUGCCAAGAGAAUAUUGAAUCAGAAGAGAAUGAGGAAGCACGGAUGGCAGCUUCCCUACCAUCCUCUCCAGGUGGUAGCUGUUGCUGUGUUUCUGGCAUUGGGAUUUGCUUUCUAUGUGUUCUUUGCGCCUUUUGUAGGGAAUAAAUUGUUUCAGUACAUUGUAAUGGGGCUAUAUUCACCACUUAUUGUAUGUGUUAUUGGCUUGUAUAUUUGGUGUGCUGCGUCUGAUCCUGCUGAUUCAGGAGUUUUCAAGUCAAAAAAGUAUAUUCGUGUUGCGGACAAUAAUAAAUCUGCCCAGGCUAAAGAAUCUAAACUAGGCGGAGACUCGGUACAAGAUGCUAAUACUGCUUUAGCUGGAGAUAAAACUUUUGACAAUAACAGUAAGGAUCCCAACGCAGCCACACAUCUUGCUGCUCAAACCAAAAAGAAAAUCGAGACUUCUCAUCAAGCAUCGUGUUUUUCUGCAUUGUUACCUUUACUACCCUGUGCUUUUGUGUGCAACUGUUCUGAUCAACGUGAAGAGUCCUCUGAACAGACAAGUGAAGAUGGCAUGUUCUAUUGCAGUUUAUGUGAAGUAGAGGUGUUCAAAUACAGCAAGCACUGUAGAGUAUGUGACAAAUGUGUUGACCGCUUUGAUCACCACUGCAGGUGGCUAAAUAAUUGUGUAGGCAAAAGGAACUAUCGGAAAUUCUUUACUCUCAUGGUUUCUGCUCUCCUACUGCUUAUACUUCAGUGGUCAACAGGGAUCCUUGUUCUAAUCUGCUGCUUUAUAGAGAAGAAGAGAUUCUAUGCCGAAAUCACCUCAAAAUUAGGAAGCAGCUUCUCUGUGGUUCCAUUUGUUAUGGUUGUGGCAGUCUGCACCAUAUUGGCGAUGAUAGCAACAUUGCCGCUUGCUCAACUUUUCUUCUUUCACAUAAUUCUUAUCAAGAAGGGAAUUAGCACAUAUGAUUAUAUCAUGGCCCUGAGGGAGCAAGAGCAACAAGGCGUUGAAGGUCAGCAAAGUCCCCAAAUGUCGACAGCUAGUUCCAUUACUGGGCUAAGCAGUGCAAGCUCCCUUAAUACUUUUCAUCGGGCGGCAUGGUGCACACCCCCGCCUCUCUUUCUUGAGGAUCAGUUUGAUGUGGUUCCUCCUGACAAUGUAUCUGUCAGUUCACUCGGGAGAAAGACUACGGUUGAGGAGGCGGCCAAGAAAAAGAACCCUGCAGCCGUGAAGAUCAAUCCAUGGACAUUAGCAAGGAUGAAUGCCGAGGAUGUUUCAAAGGCUGCUGCCGAGGCACGGAAGAAGUCAAAAAUUCUGCAGCCUGUUGUGAGACAGCAAACUCCUCAUGCCCCUGAAGCUAACAGUAGUUUUGGAAGUAGUGACCGUCAAAUCGCCCUUAGGCCUGACAAUAACAAGCGGCGACCUAGUAAGCGUGGUGUUCGACUACCUGCAGAGCUACCAUUUGAAAAUUUGAGUGAAUUAUUGAAUGAAACUGGUCAAAGAAAUAGAGGCCUUGUGAUCACUGAGCCAUCAAGAAGCGCUUUCCACCCGAGCCAAGCAAAGUCCAGCUCGAGAGGCAUUGUUGUUUCUUCUCCCGAGAGCAGUUUGGACUCUCCUGAUAUUCGCCCUCUCCGGGUCUCAGGAGCUGAAGAUGCUGCUAGGCAUCACGCGGGUCUAUCAACAUCGGGAUUUACUUUACAGAAGGAAAUCCCGUUGUCAAGCUCAACUAGCGAUGGAUAUGAUGCGUCUGGUGGUGAAGAUAGCGACCGAGUUCCUACCAGAUUCAUGCAAAGAUCAGCACAGUGGAGUGACCCGAAAGAGAGGGACAUCAGAUUGAUUGUGCCGUCUUCUUCAUCAAGCCAGGCUAACAGCAGAAGGCUUUGAACACCUAAGUUCCCUUAACUAAUCAUUUUGCUCUUGCAAGUACUUUGAGAUGAGAUUUAUUCAUUUGUUGGUCAAGUUCUUGUAAAGUUGCAUGCUUCAUCUUGGCCUCUUCUGUUUAAUAUGGAAAACUGGUAAAGUCUAAUAUUUUGGACUUCAGAGAAAGAGAAUGAAUGUCUGCUGAUCUGUUAUCACCAUCUUACAAGCUUCCUUCUGCAACAGUACACCUUUGGUUAACUCAAUUGUAAAUGGAGGACUAGUGAUGUUUCUUUUGAUGA
Molecule: messenger RNA, 2611 nt
Organism: Ipomoea triloba (trilobed morning glory)
Lineage: Eukaryota; Viridiplantae; Streptophyta; Magnoliopsida; Solanales; Convolvulaceae
Product: probable protein S-acyltransferase 22
Exons: 9
Coding region: 501-2336 (611 amino acids)
Biological process (GO): protein targeting to membrane; peptidyl-L-cysteine S-palmitoylation
Cellular component (GO): Golgi apparatus; endoplasmic reticulum
Molecular function (GO): protein-cysteine S-palmitoyltransferase activity
Source: RefSeq, a predicted model, not a curated record